This is a messenger RNA of Cucurbita pepo subsp. pepo (vegetable marrow), 620 nucleotides long. Its product is annotated as small polypeptide DEVIL 18-like. Gene Ontology annotation, biological process: negative regulation of cell population proliferation. The record is from RefSeq and is a predicted model, not a curated record. NCBI's taxonomy places the organism in Eukaryota, Viridiplantae, Streptophyta, Magnoliopsida, Cucurbitales, Cucurbitaceae.
CCAAUAUCAAGGGUGAAAACCUAUCAGCUACAUCAUAAUGGCCUCACUGGAUAACUUCUCGCCUACAAAACUCACUAAUAAAAAGGCCACAAUGUCUUAAUUGGGAGUAGAAGAUGAUCAGUGAACAGUCUCUACCACCCACAAGCAUCAUGAAACCUCAAUCAUAUGUUAUUUAAUUAUACCGUAUAAUGCCCCGCUAGAAUCCCACUCUUCUGCAUCUCUUUCUCGCAUUUCAACACAACUAUCACUCUCACAGGCAUUUUCACAAACACCUUGCCCGCAGCCUCAUCUGACCUCACAUUAAAUGGACGAGAAAUGGAAUCCAUCAAAGAAGGAAGGUUCAGGAAGUAGUUACCACCAUUCUUCAUCGUUCAUAAGGAGUGGCUCGACCUCCAAAUCGCCAUUGUUGCGAUGUUCUUCACAGAAAAGCUUCCCAGCUUCCAAUUCCAAGAGCCCCCACGAUCUCCCACGAAGUUACUCGCAGAAGAACUCUUCUUCCAUAGGACGAAAGUACAGCAGCUUAGCCAAGGAACAGAAGGCCCGAUUCUACAUCAUGAGACGCUGCGUUGCAAUGCUCGUCUGUUGGCACAAACAUGGCGAUUCAUAAGCAAAACAAAAAC